Sphaerodactylus townsendi is the source of this 5580-nucleotide messenger RNA. RefSeq names its product leucine rich repeat containing G protein-coupled receptor 6 (gene LGR6). Gene Ontology annotation, cellular component: membrane. Gene Ontology annotation, biological process: G protein-coupled receptor signaling pathway. The record is from RefSeq and is a predicted model, not a curated record. NCBI's taxonomy places the organism in Eukaryota, Metazoa, Chordata, Lepidosauria, Squamata, Sphaerodactylidae. The transcript is spliced from 16 exons. Gene Ontology annotation, molecular function: protein binding; G protein-coupled receptor activity; protein-hormone receptor activity. Bases 148 to 2913 code for a protein of 921 amino acids.
ACAAUGCUUUCCCUUCACUAGCUGCAUCCUUUCUGCACCAAGGAAGAGCACCGGAGAGUGAAAGGGAGUUGUCUUUAAGGAGCCGGCUUGCUUUCCCCCCAAAGACCAGAGGCAGACAGAGCUGGGGAAGAAGGCUUUCCACGCAGCAUGCUUGCUACAGCUGGACGGCAGAUGGCCAAGCCAUCCCCCUGGUGGCUUUUCCUGUCCUUCUCUGCCACGCUCCAGAUGGUGUCUAUGGAGCAAGGUGCUGUGCCUGCCUGCCCACCCCAAUGCCACUGCGAGGAAGAUGGCAUCAUGCUGUCGGUAGACUGCUCAGAGCUGUCCCUCACUUCUGUUCCAGACAGCCUGAGCUCCUUCACAGCCUACCUGGAUUUAAGCAUGAAUAACAUCAGCGAGCUGUUUCCUGGUGACUUCCGUCACUUGCGCUUUCUAGAGGAAUUGCGCCUGUCUGGAAAUCAGCUCUCUAAGAUCCCAGGAGAAACAUUUUCUGGCCUCUACAAUUUAAAAAUUCUGAUGUUACAGAACAAUCAGCUUAGUCGGAUCCCAGCAGAGGCUCUGUGUGAUCUUCCAAACCUUCAGUCGCUGCGCCUGGAUGCCAAUUUGAUUUCUGUGGUACCAGAGAAGAGCUUUGAGGGGCUCCCCUCCUUACGUCACCUUUGGUUGGAUGAUAAUGCCCUGACAGAAAUCCCUGUCAAAGCACUCAACAAUCUCCCUGCACUACAAGCCAUGACUUUGGCACUCAACCAAAUCUGGCACAUUCCUGACUAUGCCUUCCAGAACCUCACCAGCCUUGUGGUGCUACACCUCCAUAAUAACCAGAUCCAGAGCCUGGGAAUGCAGGGCUUUGAAGGACUCCACAGCCUGGAAACUCUGGACCUAAACUAUAAUGAGCUGGUGGAAUUUCCAGUGGCCAUUAGGACCCUCAGCCAACUUCAAGAGCUGGGCUUCCAUAACAACAACAUCAAGGCUAUUCCAGAGAAAGCAUUUGCUGGGAAUCCAUUACUCCAAAUUAUGACCUUGACCCGGGCUGGGAUCCAUUUGCUUCCUGGAGGAAUGUGCCAGCAGUUGCCCAGUCUGCGAGUUCUUGAGCUCUCACACAAUCAAAUUGAGGAGCUGCCCAGUUUUCACCGCUGCCAGAAGUUGGAGGAAAUUGGCCUCCAGCACAACCAGAUUCAUGAAAUCAGAGCAGAUACCUUUUGGCAGCUUACAGCCUUGCGUUCCAUAGACUUGAGCUGGAAUUCCAUUCGGACCAUCCACCCAGAAGCCUUUGUGACCCUCCCAUCUCUCAUUAAGCUGGAUUUGACUGACAAUCAGCUGGUGACACUGCCAUCAUCUGGUUUGAGUGCCCUAACUCACCUGAAACUGAAAGGCAACCCUGCACUGUCUGAGUCCUUCCCUAAAGAAAACUUUCCCAAGAUGAGAGUCUUGGAAGUGCCCUAUGCCUACCAGUGCUGUGCCUAUGGAGCGUGUGGCAACUUCUUCAAAGCUUCCAGUCAGUGGGACUCUGAGGAUGUGAGUCCUGAGGAUGAAGAUGGCCACAAGAGGAGCUCGGGACAGUUUCCAAGCCAUGCUGAUAAUCAUUAUGACCUGGACAUGGAAGAUUUCCAGUUGGAAAUGGAAGAUUCAAAGCUACGUCCAAAUACCCAGUGCACACCCAGCCCUGGUCCCUUCAAGCCAUGUGACCACCUGUUUGAGAGCUGGGUAAUCCGCCUGGGUGUCUGGCUGAUCAUGCUGGUCUCCAUACUGUGCAACGGGCUUGUCAUGGUGGUUGUCUUUGCCUCGCCCGGCUAUCUGUCUCCAGUCAAAUUUGUCAUUGGCAGCAUCGCUGGAACCAACCUGCUGACAGGCAUGUAUUGCGCCAUCCUGGCUUUUGUGGACACCAUCACCUUCGGGCAUUUUGCCAAAUAUGGAGCCAGGUGGGAGACCGGUGCAGGGUGCCAGGUCACUGGAUUCUUGUCAGUGUUUGCUUCAGAGGCUUCCAUCCUCCUCCUAACACUGGCUGCUAUUCAGUGCAGUCUGUCAGUGUCAUGCAUGAAGACUUAUGGUAAAGUGCCUUCUUUCGGCACUGUCAAGGCCGGAGCCAUGUGUUGCCUGACACUCUCCUCUGUGGCUGCAGCUCUCCCACUCUUUUCUGUAGGGGAGUAUGGUACAUCCCCUCUUUGCCUGCCUUACGCCCUCCCUGAUGGGAAGCCUUCCAUGCUGGGCUUCAUGGUGGGCCUGGUGCUGGUCAACACCCUUUGUUUCCUCAUAAUCACCGGCACAUACAUCGGUCUCUAUUGCAACCUGCUGAAAGGUGAAUUUGACUCAGUCUGGGACUGUGCUAUGAUUAAGCAUGUGGCCUGGCUUAUCUUUAUCAAUUGCCUUCUCUAUUGUCCAGUGGCCUUCCUCACCUUCUCUUCCAUGCUCAGCCUCUUCCUCAUCACCCCUGAAGUCAUCAAGUCUGUCCUGUUGGUGGUCCUGCCCCUUCCAGCCUGUUUGAAUCCCCUGCUCUACCUCCUCUUUAACCCCCACUUCAGAGAUGACUUGAGGCUACUGAGGCAGAAGAGCCAGACCCAGGAAAGCUGUGUCCAGUCUUAUGUGUCCGAUGACACAGAGAAGAGCUCGUAUGACUCUACCCAGGCCCUUGUUCCUUUCUCUGACACGGAUCAUGUAUUUGAGGCACCAGACAUCUUCAGAAUGCCAUCUAGAUGCCCACCAGUCCUGGAUGCUUACAACUUCCCCUCAGUGACUCUCAUCCCAUGCCAACAAAAGGCAGGUACCAGAAGGCAUAAUAGUGACUUCUCCACUCAUCUCUCUUGCCUUGCCGACAAUGAGCUACUCAUUGAUUCAGAAAGCAAAGACGCAGCAAGGAACAGCCUUCAGACCACCUUGUUUCCCACGUCACCAGCACCAGCCUUUACCUCUCACUUAUAAAAGCAGUCUUCCAGUUCCCUCAGUGGAGCUGUUUUGGGGAAAACAUGGUCCAGUAUAUCACUUCUUCAGAAAAAAGCCAGGGUGCUGCCAAUGACAUGUAACCUAGCUUGCUGAAGCACCAUUUCUCAAAUGCCAAGCACUACCAGAACUGCUCAAUGUGGGUGAAAGAACCUCCUCUCCUGCCAAAGCAGAGUUCCAUCAAGGAAGGGAAACUAGGAAACAAAUGAGUCCGUGUUCUCUGAACUAGGAAGUCAACCUAUUACAAGGCAGCAUUUUGAGAGGGAAAGACAGAAGCUGCUGCCUAAUCAAUAAAAUACUCAACUUCCUGGAACAUUUAACCUUUUAACAUCGUGUGGAACAGACCAUCAAACAAGAAUGGAGUCAUAUUCCCAAAGAAUCUCACCCUAAACAGUGAAAGGCAUUAACAAUUCAGGAUAAUGUCACCUCUGCACCUGCUGAGAACUGACAGGGCCUAUCACAUGCUGGACAUUUGGGGUCUCACACUGCCCUUUCCUCUAUUGAGAUUCUCUAACAAUUCUGUUCAAGUGGAAGAGAGAAGCUACAGGUUAACAGGCAAGUGCUCAGUUUAGGAUGCUUCAGUUUCCUACAGCCUGGUUUUCUAGGGGAUGAUGUACCUACCCAGGCAGCAGAUAAUUAAAGCUUAGCUCACCCCAGACACACCAAAAAUAUUAAAGCACCCAGUAUUCAAUGUGGCUGGACACAUAUCCAAAGUCAGCAACUAAUUGGAACUCACAAGAUUCUGCUAAGAACCUGUGUAUGCUGUGUUCCCUAGCGCACCCCACAGCACAAACUUAAGAACAUAGGAACAGCCAUGGUGGAUCAGACUAUCAAGUCGGGCAACUUGACAAUGGUCAAGGAGAUGCCUUUAAGAGCCUACAAACGGGAAGCAAUAGCAUCCUCCUGCCUGUGCUCCCCGGCAACUGAUGUAAAAGAAGCAUACUUCUUUUCAUUGGGUGCUACCAAAACUUACCAGUAUUUGAGCCAAUGGGCUGAAAUCAGUGCAAGAUGGUACCUCUGAUCUCAUAGGGGAAUCAAACAUGCAGAUAUUCCUCUGCUCAGUAGCACUCCCAUAAUUUACUGUUGCAGCAGAAAAUGAGGCGUGUAUUAAGAAGAGAAAGUAGGUUUUAAUACCCUGCUUUUCUCUAUACCUUUAGGAGUCUCUAAUGUGAUUCUAUGGAAGAACAGAGAAUUGAACCUGCUUCUCCAGAUUAGAAUCUGCUGCUGUUGCAGCCCAAUCCAGAGCCUCACCCCUGCCCGUAAGACAGUUAUGCAUCCAUUCACUAUUCUUAAGACAAGACAUUUGACACUUUUGAUGAUUUCUUCUUGGAUAUGAGCUUUAAUAAGAAACGGCCUUCUUCAUUAGAUACAGUUAAAACACUCCAGAAACUUUGAAGCACUGUAAAUUGAGUAUUUUGGAAAUUUGCUCCAAAAUAUUAGAUCUUAGGAAAAUUCAUAAUACUAUAUUUAGACUUCCAUAUUACCAAAUGCAUGUAUAGUUAGUUCUACAUUAAUGCCUGAAGAAAAUCGUGCUUAUGUGUUUGCAUAAAAUACGUGACCUGCAUAUUUUGCACAGUCCUUGCAGACUAUACAGCAUGGAUCAUAGAAUCCAAAAGCUCUGGAGAACCAAAAUAUUCUUUAUCUGCCACAUAACAUUCAAUCUCUAAAAGGAGUUUUCAACUUCUCCAGGAUUCCCGAAGGGUUGAAUCUUCAAAAGCAAGAUUUACAGAAAGGCAGUUUACAGAAUUAACUGUUUCUGCAUAUCUAAUAUACAUUGGAAUAUACAUUACAAUUAACUGUGGUGCUCUUCUGUAUUCUAAAGUACUAAAAUUCCAUUAAGUAACACAUUCUAGACUAAAAGGUAUUAAGUGUCUUUUGAAAACAUGGUCUACUCCGAACUAGUUCCAGAUAGAUUCUGUGAUCACCACUAACAAAAAAACAGAGGGCAGUUUGUCUGUGAGUACAGACCAAUGCAGGAUACACUGUGUGGACCAAGGAUUCUUUCCCUCUGACCGUUAUGUAGGUUGAUUCGUGACUAUGCAAAAGGAAAAGUUUUUGCCAUGUGCUCUUCAAGUGGCCAGCCUGGUCUCCAAACACAAAGGUGACCCUUGCUAACCUAGCCAUAGCCUCACAAUGCCAGGGCCUUUUGGUUUUUAUGUGAACUUUUGGGCUACUUUGAUUCUCCUGCUGCUCUCUGUUCUACACAUCUCACAGUGGAAAGAGUUAUUUGAUUCUUGUAAUCUCUAAAACUGGGAUAUCUAUACUCAGAAAGAACCAUCAUCCUGACAGCUCAAGUCUAGCUUAGCCCAGACCUAAAAAUACAAAAUACAUGUAACUCUUACAACCAAUAUCAUUUCCAAAAUAAAUCAUAACCAAGCUCCCAUUCCACAUUGAGGCAAAUAAAUAUACCGCACCAAGUGCCUUCCACAACCUGUAUAUGUUAUUUGUACAUACAUGAUGCCAUAUAUGCAAUAUCCAGCAUGUGUGUGUUUUGUAUAUUAUGUGUAUAUUUAUAUAUAGAGAAAUAUAGUCACUUUCCCUCUUACCGAUCCUGUGUUGCGAUUCUGCUUUCCUUUUUGUAUAUUGAUUUGUAAAGCAUUCACAAUUGAAAACCAUGUAGAAAAUUUAAAAUUAUGAUUUUAAAACCAA